AUGGUGAGCAAUGAUGUUGGGGGUAAAAUUUGGUCAGCUAUUGUUGCAUUGGGUGUUAUGGAUGAGGAGGGGAAAAACAAAUUGGUUCGAAGGAUUGAGGUGUUGGAGAAUGGCGAUGUUGAUAGGAGGGAUGGAAGGAAGGAGAUUGGAUUAAAGUUAAAUGGAAGGAAGGUUGGUAUUAUGUUGUCAAUGUUUAUUCUUCUUGCGAGUUGGAAAAAAAAGUUAUGGGAAGAUUUAUUGGAGUUGAAGGAGAAAUUUAAAGACAGAGAGUGGAUUAUAGGUGGAGAUUUUAAUGCAGUUAACAAUAGUAGGGAAAGAAAGGGGAGAUCAGAGUGGGGAUGGCAAGUCGAUGAGUCGUAUCGAUAUCUUUUGGCGGAUGUGGUGGUGACAAGGUGGGGAGUGGUUGGUCAAUUCAUUGGAGAAAGAGAUAUCUCAAAUCAUUGUCUGGUGUGGUUGGUGGUUGAUGAGGUAGAUUGGGGUCUGAAACUGUUCAAAUUCAAUAAUGAAUGGUUUUCUUUUGAUUCUUUUUUUUAUCCUUUUGUGGAAAAAGAGUGGAAAAGUUUUGUGGUGGAGGGGAGAGGAGAUUAUGUGUUGAAAGAGAAGUUGAGACUUCUUAAAUUUAAACUUAAGUGGUGGAAUAUGGAGGUUUUCGGGAGGCACGAUUUGGAGGUGGAUGAGGGGGUGAGGAACAUUAAUAUGGAAGAUGAUAGGGUGGAAGAAGCAGACGGUAAUUUACUUUUGGGUGUGGUUGAAAAGAGAAGGGAGGCGACUAGUAGAUUUUGGAGGAACUUAAGAAUCAAAGAGAAUAUGCUUCUUCAAAAGUCUAGAUUAAGGUGGCCAAAGGAGGAGGACACUAAUAGUGAUUUUUUUCACAAGGUAAUAAAAGGUAGAAGGAGGAUUAAUCACAUAGGCCCACUUCAAUCUUCGAGGGGUGUGAUUGAUGGGGUGGAGGAGGUUAAAGAAGAGGUGUUUAGGCACUUUUCAAGUAAGUUUGAGGAGACGGACGAGGUUAGACCAUCAUUGGAUGGGAUAAAUUUCAACAAAAUUAGAGAAGUGGAUGUGAAUUUUCUUGAAAGGCCUUUUCUUAGAGAAGAAAUCAAGGAAGCUACUUGGAGUUGUGGUGGAUCGAGAAGUCCGGGGCCGAAUGGUUAUUCUUUCCUUUUCUUUAAGAAGUGUUAG
Messenger RNA from Vicia villosa (hairy vetch), 1179 nucleotides. RefSeq lists its product as uncharacterized. NCBI's taxonomy places the organism in Eukaryota, Viridiplantae, Streptophyta, Magnoliopsida, Fabales, Fabaceae. The transcript has 3 exons. The record is from RefSeq and is a predicted model, not a curated record. The coding region runs from base 1 to 1179 and encodes 392 amino acids.